ACCCGCACUGCAGCAGCCACUAUGAGCAUUUCGCCUUCUGCGAGUCUUAGCAUCUGCAAUGUUCCUUGUCCCGUCUUUCCUUUCCUCAUAACCAUUUCCUAAUUUCACUCCUGUAGCCCCCUCUCGCUCUCUCUCUCUCCCCACUUUUCCUCUCUUUUCCCCGGCAUGGCCUCUGCUUGUUCCCAGAUUCCAUCUACUAGCCAGCAAGGAAACACUAUAACAUUCACUGCCGCCCUUCGGAGACUCGUCAACAACCCCGACUUCAGUGAUGUUAAGUUUGUGGUGGGAAAGGAGCGUCAGGAGGUGUUUGCACACCGCUGUAUUCUUGCCUGCCGCUGUGAGGUAUUCCAUGGGAUGUUCAGCCAGCAGCUCCAGUCCGACAGACCCAGGGAACUGCUGGACGUUCCUGUUGUACUCUCUGACGUGCAGCCUGAGGUUUUCUUGGCUGUGAUUGAGUUUCUGUACACCAAUUGUGUAACCUUGAACAAUUAUAUUGCUCUGGAGGUGUUAACUUCAGCUGUGGAAUACGGACUGGAUGAUCUUCGAAAGCUUUGUGUGGAAUUUAUCACUGACACUCUGACAGUGGAGACGGUCUGUGAAGCUAUGCAGGCUGCAGUAACAUAUGGCCAGAUUGAUAUGAAGGAGAAAUGCCUGGGGUUUAUUGAAAACUACACAAGGGAAAUUGUGAAGACCCGGGGGUUUCAUGAGCUCUCUGACCUGGCCCUGGUGUCCAUUCUGCAGAGCGGCUUGCUGCUGAUAGAUGAGCUGGAGCUGCUGUCCGCUGUCCGUGAGUGGGCCAACGUCAACUCAGUGGUUUUGGAGCGUCCAGUUCCUGAUGUAGCCAAAGACAUUGUGAGGGAGCUGCGACUUUGCCUGCUAUCCCCAGAGGAACUUACCAGGCUAGAGAAUGUGAACCUCAAAGAUAACCUCAUUCCUGUGGAGCAGAUUGCAGAGGCCUGGAAGUUUCACGCUCUGAAGAAAGGAAGUCUGGGGGCUCAAGCCCAUCUGCUGCAGAGACGCAAGGGCACCCGACCCCGAGACCACCACCGCUACUUAAACCUGCCGCACAAGUAAAAGAGGGGGGUGGGGGGGUUCCACAAGGUCAGCCCCUACACCCCCGUUCCUUCCUUUUGCGCUGAAAAAGGAGGUGACAGGUCCUGAUGAGACAAAAGGGAGCUGCUGCUUAUCUAUCCGACUAGAAUAUGCAAAGAAGUAGGCUUACACUCGGGACCCUGGCACUGUUUUUCUAUAGACUGAAUCCCAUUAUUCAAACAGAGGCUGCGUGCACCUGUCGAUCGAUUUGCUGCAGCACUGAAUCCAUGUUUACAUUAACUUCUAAGAAGAGGAAUGCUAAUAGGAUAAAGCUAAACAGUCCCAUUUUGAGCAGGAAUUAUCCUGUGAAGCUUGCCAAAAAAGGAAUGCUUCUAUAAUCUGAAAUCCUCACUUUUAUUAAUCAUUUCUGGGUUUUAUACUACAGUUUAUAAUCACAAUAGCAUUCUUGGAGAAAAGCGUUAACAUUGGAGAAUCCCUUUCAUCGUCCUUUAUUGUCAGGUUCUCUGCUGGGCAGAAGUGUUGCUCUACUUCCACUUGUAUCUGAUAGACUGGCACUCUAUCAGAUUUAUACAAGCAUAUUAAAUUUGUUAACUACCAUGUGAUCCAUUGCUAGUUUACAAACAUAUAUCACUGUACAGUAUUCAAAAUGAUUGUGACUGAUCUAAUGGCCUGUGUAUAUGUUUGGUUUUUAUAGUAGUUGUGUGGCACAAAGAAUAUGCUAACAUCUAAAUGGGACUACACAGCAUAUACGACAGAGUUUGGCUUUGCCUUAAGUUAAAUUUAAGAAGUUUCUGUCUUGCAUUUUCAGCAUGUGAUAAAUUCUGUCCCCCAGUCUAGUCAAAGGUUCAGUUUAAAGCUUUUGUUCAAAGAAGUUCAUAUACAUCCUUUAGUAUAAAUUUAUCGGUGAUAUAUGUUUUGUUAUUAUAACUUUUUCAUGGGGAUGCCAUGUGUGACCAACAGUCAAUCAGACAAAGCUAUGUAUACUGUGCAGUCACACGACAGCUUGUGACACUGUCCUAUUGAAGUAGAAUAACAAAGGGAAGGCUGAAAUGCUUGCAUUGGCAAUCUUCAAAACAUGCAUUGUGAUUAUAAUUCGAAACAAAAAUAAUAAUUAGUCUGAAAUAAAAAUGCAACACAUUUGGUGUACUUUAAGAAUCCUUUACCAAAGCUGACAGAAAGGAUUGAUAAUGCCGAAUUGUUAUUGGUCCAUUAAGUUAAUAGAAUUAGUUGAAUGUAUACCAGUUUACUCACAUUUGUACAAUUCUGAGAUAGAUUUUCCAAGUUAUUUUUCCUUUUUAGGUUUUAAAAUUUCUUGGUGAAAAGAGGCUAACCUCCUUUCUUUAGUCAUGCCAAAGAGAAAGCUGUAUAUAUUAUUACUCAGGUAGAAAGAACCACCGGUCUCCAUGGGAAGAGAGACUAUUGUGAUACAUUCCAAAAUGUAAAGGUAAAUUAUUUGUUAUGCUAAUAUAUUUGGAUAUUUUUGUUCCAUUAUGUGUCCUGAUAAUACUGAUGAUCCAGGUAUGGUAUGCUUAUGAACAUUGUACAUAAGAUAUAGAAGUAAAAAUAAUUCCACACUUGCUGACAAAGGCCAAAAUGCCUGCACUACUAGCUAAAGUGAAACAGUGGGGUUUUGUUGUGGACCCUGAAUUCAAGGAGCUUUUAUAAUAUUCAAGACAAUGAUUCAAAGGAUCUGCUGUUAUAGACUGAGAAUGGUUGUCUGUUAUUGGUACAUGAAAUAGACUAAUGAUUUAUCGUUGUCUAAAUUAUACAUUUUUCUAGUUUCACUGACAAAAGCCAUAGACCUUUGGCAUGCGCAAAGAGGAAAAAGAAGCAACAAUGUUAUGUUCUUUCCGACCCAGCGACUAGCAUCGUGGUUGUUUGUUUUCUAGUCUCUCAGACGUGGCCUUCUCUACUUCAUUGUGGAGCUAGACAGGGUCUAUAUUUACGUUCUAUUUAUGUUUUUUUUUUUUUUUUUUUUUAAGUGACAAAGGCCAGCAAGCUCUUGCCAACUGUAUGUUUCUUUAAACAAACACAAGUGUUAAUUGUUUUGUAAGACAGUAGGCAAAGCAGUGUUGCAAAAUGUGUUUUUAGCCUUUUGGCUUUUCUGGCUUCAGCAAAAAGAACACCUUACCCCUUAGCAUUAUUUUGUGUUUAAAUAGCUGACAUGACAGAAAUACCACAUUGAAAGCUGCCUUUGCAGACUUUUUUGUUAGAAAGAUUAAACAAAUUAGGGUACAAGCGGUUCAGCCAAACAACAUAAAUCUGACUGCUUUGUUUCCUGGAAGAGUCUGGUUCUUUUUCUGUGCUAAUAUGAGGGUGAAGUAUUGUAUACACUUAAAAAAGGAUGUACCAUCUGCAUAUAUUAAUAGUCAUGGUUGUACACUUACAGGUGUAAAGAUCAAUGGUUGAUGUGUUGAUAGACCAAAUUGCAACCAUCACACUUUGUGUUGCAGGGCUUUUCUGUGAAAUCUCUUGUAUGCAUCAGACUGUAUUGCUGUAAGUGGUGGACACAUCCAACACUUGAAUGUGAUGAAUAUGGUGCCUUGUGAAACAUACUGUAUAUUACAACCAGAGAUUAAUCCAAAAAGAUAAAAACAAUUUACAAUUUCUGUCAUUUAUUUACUGUGCCUGAACUGUGUUUAUUUUAUGUUCGGUUGACCCCAAUCUGCAGGUUGAACAGGAGAUUGCCCAUUGUCAUCGUGGGUUGUUUUCAGGUGUCCAGAACCAUUGCUCAGGGUGAAAGAACUGAUCUGAUAGGGAGAAAACAGAUUUAUUUUAAUAGGAAAAACACAUUAAGAACAAAAAUGUCUAGAAUAAAAUAAUUAUUUUCUGUGUUUACCGGCAAAUGCAAAUUUUUUUUGGUGUGCGGUUACAGAAGAAGCUCAUUUGUUGUAUGUUUUAACUGCAGAUGUUAUAUUAAAAACAUGAUGUUGGAUGCUAAGUACACAAUAUGAUAAGUUCAGCAAGUGUUCAAUAAGGGUUAACCUCAGCAGAAAACAAGCCUGCAAACUUGAAUACCUCUUUUACAGUUUGUUUUUAUUUUAUUUAUCUUUUGUUUAAAUGUUUUUUUUUUUUUUUUUUUUUGCUUCUGUUGCCAUACUCCAAUCCUGUGCUAUUUUAAAUUACCCACCCAAAGGAAAUAUUUCACCAAAGCUGUGGCUGAGGGCUCUUAUUUCAGACAGCUGAUUCGGAGGAGCUGUUUUUCUGUAGUUAGGUUACUUUGUAAUGCAGUUCUCGCUCACAGGGAACAUGAUUGAGGUGUGUUUACAAU
Molecule: messenger RNA, 4324 nt
Organism: Polyodon spathula (Mississippi paddlefish)
Lineage: Eukaryota; Metazoa; Chordata; Actinopteri; Acipenseriformes; Polyodontidae
Product: BTB/POZ domain-containing protein 19-like
Exons: 8
Coding region: 166-1074 (302 amino acids)
Molecular function (GO): protein binding
Source: RefSeq, a predicted model, not a curated record